CCUCUGCAAAAAAAGGAAAUACAAUCAGGCUGGAAGUUGUAGUAACAUGAUCUUUGUACUCUGUCUUAUUCUUUAGUGGUCCACCUAUCUGUGAAACAUGCUCAUAUUUUCUGUAUUCAAAACGCUGACAGAUCAGCGUGUAACCGUCGAACUCAAAAACGAUCUCUCAAUAACAGGCGUCCUCAAGUCAGUUGACCAGUUCCUGAACAUCCGCCUGGAUUCCAUUAAAGUCCUCGACGAAGCGAGACAUCCACAUAUGAUGGCGGUCAAGAACUGUUUCAUCCGGGGAUCUGUCGUAAGAUACGUGCAGCUACCGGCCGAACACGUCGACACACAGCUCUUGGAAGAUGCAACACGGAGAGAGGCCGCGAAUCAGUCAAAGCGGUGAUCCACUGCUGUACAGUAGAGCAGAAAAGAAAGAUAAUUAAAAGUAGUGCA
Pisolithus orientalis is the source of this 438-nucleotide messenger RNA. RefSeq lists its product as uncharacterized. The record is from RefSeq and is a predicted model, not a curated record. The coding region runs from base 98 to 388 and encodes 96 amino acids. Lineage: Eukaryota; Fungi; Basidiomycota; Agaricomycetes; Boletales; Pisolithaceae. Gene Ontology annotation, cellular component: U4/U6 x U5 tri-snRNP complex; P-body; precatalytic spliceosome. Gene Ontology annotation, molecular function: RNA binding. Gene Ontology annotation, biological process: mRNA splicing, via spliceosome. The transcript has 5 exons.